AUGUCGGAAUUUGAAAGAAAAGUCAAGGUAGGAUGUAAUAAAAAAUGUCCAUGUGAUUGCGCAGAGAAUUGUCCUGCAACAUAUUAUCAUCCAGUAUGUGGGGAUGAUGGCCAGGAAUAUAAAUCAAAAUGUCAUGCUAAUUGCAAGAAUGUCAAGAUAGGAUGUUAUAAAAAAUGUCCUUGUGAUUGCACAGAUGGUUGUCACGGAUCAUAUUAUCAUUCAGUAUGUGGGAUUGAUGGCAAUACAUAUAAAUCAAAAUGUCAUUUGGAUUGCAAGAAAGUUUCCGAGUGUCCAAAGAUCAAACGUCCAGUUUGUGGUGCUGAUAACAAAACAUAUGACACCAAGUGCGCUGCCAAGUGCGCAAACGUUGAGGUACAUUGUAACGGGCAUUGUCCUUGUGACUGUAUUAAAAUGAAGUGUCAUCCAGAAGUCAAAAAUCCAGUUUGUGGAGUUAAUAACAGAACAUACGACAGUCAGUGUCAUGCCGCCUGCGCCAAAGUUCCCAUACAAUGUCUUACAAAUUGCCCUUGUUCCUGUGAAGCUGAUUGCCUUGAUACGAAACCAGGUUUAGUUUGUGGAGCUGAUGGACACGUAUACACAAGCGAGUGUUAUGCCAAAUGCUCUAACAAUGCCGUAGAAUGUACUGGAAACUGCCCUUGUGCCCCCUGUCAUGAGAGAUGCGAAAAGACCGGAAUUAAAGUUUGUGGUGCUGAUAAAAAGACACACGAAUCAAAGUGUCAUGCCAUGUGCAAGGGAACUACCGUACAAUGUACUGGAGAAUGUCCCUGUGAUCCAUGUUCACACUGCCAGGAAGGCGGUCCGAAAGUUUGUGGACCCUAUGGCAAGACAUAUACGAAUGAAUGUUUUGCCAAAUGCUCUGGCAAGAGAUAUUUCCCAUGUCCAAGUUAUAACGGUGGUCAUAAACGUUAUUAAGAGGAACAGAU
This is a messenger RNA of Mytilus trossulus (common blue mussel), 944 nucleotides long. Its product is annotated as serine protease inhibitor dipetalogastin-like. NCBI's taxonomy places the organism in Eukaryota, Metazoa, Mollusca, Bivalvia, Mytilida, Mytilidae. Gene Ontology annotation, molecular function: protein binding. The record is from RefSeq and is a predicted model, not a curated record. The transcript has 10 exons. Bases 1 to 933 code for a protein of 310 amino acids.